Molecule: messenger RNA, 951 nt
Organism: Erigeron canadensis
Lineage: Eukaryota; Viridiplantae; Streptophyta; Magnoliopsida; Asterales; Asteraceae
Product: protein P21-like
Exons: 1
Coding region: 30-707 (225 amino acids)
Biological process (GO): defense response
Cellular component (GO): extracellular region
Source: RefSeq, a predicted model, not a curated record
ACCUUACAUUCAUCCACACAACUGCAAAAAUGACUCCAAUAUUCUCAACCAUUUUCACUUGUUUGCUUCUUUUGCCUUUUGUUUUCCAGAUUGCCAAUGCCGCGGUCUUUGACAUCCGAAACAACUGUCCGUACACCGUUUGGGCAGGGGCUGUGCCUGGUGGGGGACGGCAGCUUAAUUCGGGCCAGUCUUGGUCUUUAAACGUCCCAGCUGGUACCCAAGGAGGCCGUGUAUGGCCCCGAACCAAUUGCAACUUUGAUGGUUCUGGUCAAGGACGGUGUGAAACCGGUGACUGCAAUGGUCGCCUCGAGUGCCAAAACUAUGGCACACCACCUAACUCCCUAGCCGAGUUUGGUUUGAAUCAAUUCAAUAAUCUUGAUUUCAUUGACAUAUCUCUUGUCGAUGGAUUCAACGUGCCAUUGGAAUUUAGCCCGACUUCAGGUGGGUGCACUCGGGGCAUUGUAUGUCGUGCAGACAUCAACGGGCAGUGCCCUAACGAGUUACGGGCUCCUGGUGGGUGCAAUAACCCCUGUACCGUGUUCAAGACCGAUGAAUAUUGUUGUAACUCUGGAAAUUGCGGACCAACUACUUAUUCGAGGUUUUUCAAAGAGCGGUGUCCCGAUGCUUAUAGUUAUCCUAAGGAUGACGCCACCAGUACUUUUACGUGCCCCGGAGGAACCAACUAUAAAGUCGUCUUUUGCCCUUGAUCGAUCCGUCAUCCGGCCACUGGAUUAAGAAAUAAUUACUUAAGAACUUAAUUACCUAAUUAAACACCGAUCGAAUACGUACGUACGGUGAAUAAGAUAAGAUGAUAAUCUAAUACGAAGGGUUCUUCCUUAUUAAUGCUAUAAUAAUAUCAUUAUGUAAAAUGUAUUGCGAUGUUUUAUCUUAAUAAUCUCGGUAUUGCGAUCUUUUAUCUUAAUAAAUAAUAACCCCAGAAUUAUUGGAGUA